Molecule: messenger RNA, 1539 nt
Organism: Theobroma umbraticum
Lineage: Eukaryota; Viridiplantae; Streptophyta; Magnoliopsida; Malvales; Malvaceae
Source: RefSeq, a predicted model, not a curated record
UUGUUUUUCUUGUCACAAGCUACAAGCAUGGUAUCCCGCUCCCUGGUUUCGGGGCACUUGGAACUUUAGUGCCUGUCCAGUUGGCAAUUCCCUCCAUUGGAGCCCCCAGAAAAAGCGCCGCAAAUUAAGCAUAAAUUCUUCUAAUUAUCCCCAUGACAGAAUAAAGUACACUUUCUGUUAUUUUUAAUAAUAAUAAUUGUUGUUUUCUCAUGAUCGUGGAGUAUAUAUUUUGUUUUGUAGCUCGGGUAAUGAAUAAUUGGCCUCAACCGACCUACAAUUGUUUCUGCAAAUCAUGGCAUCAUCAGAUAUUUUCUCCUGACUUUCAGUUUACAUGGUUUCUUUCUACCUACCAAGACUUGCUCCUCGUUGCUUGCUUCCUUAGGAUGGUUUACUCAUAAAAUGUUAAUGUAACUAUACAAGUGAGGUACGGUGUAUAAGCCCUGUAACAGUGACAGCUGUUUCAGGUGUAAUCAAAUGUAAAUAUCUGUGUCAAAAUUUACCUCUCUUUACCACAAAACACUUUACAACUGCCUUGAUGAGUACGUUUAAUUUUGAGCAAAGACAUAAUGAUUUUAUUCCUUCCCAUGGGCCAUUUAUCUUUGCUUCUUUGGUUAAAAAGUUGGUUAGCUGGCUAGAUACCUGCUGAUUUUCGAGCAUCACUUUUGGUAUUCCUUAACAGAUUACAGAAUUGAAUAUGAGGGAGAAAUUCACCAGGCUAUCUACCCCACUGCUGUACUUUAACAUAGCAAACGAAACCAUGAGCAAAUCUCCAGGACAUCCGAAACAUGAGACAAGUGAUUAUGCUUGCUAUGAAUUUGAUCCUCAGGUGAACUUUUCACAGUUUCUAGAAGAAGCUAGACAACAUGCAAGAGACAUAAACUUCCAGCGGUCAUCUUCAUGUUCAGAGGAAGUGGGAAAAAAAAGAGGAGAGAAAAAGAGCAAGAAAUCAUGGAAGAAUUCUCUCUUCUCAUGGUGGAAAAUUGACAGAAAGAGCAAACCUAGUCCAGAUCCAGUCGAUGGUCUUAAUAUUUCCAAGCCAACUAAAGGCUAUGGUUCUGGUCCAUUAUGCGGAACUGCCAGGGGAGUCGAUACACGGCGCCGGCGUCCUUCAUCAGGGCCAGUCUCCAUCCUUUUCCACCCCACAAGGAAAGUAGAGAGUGAGGUACCUUAUGUGUGUCUUGACCAGCCUAACGACCCUUAUCAAAUCAACGCCUAUGGACCUGUCUAUUUGGUGACAUAGUGUAUCUCCCGGGGCUUCGGCAUUAGUUUAGCCAAGAAAAAGGUGCCCCACCUGGCAAAUGUGGGGAAUUUGUAACAGAAACCAUAGCGUAUUAUAAUUAAUGAGGUAGUAAUUAGAUAUCAAUAAUCUGAAUCUCAGUUCUCAUAGGUAUAUAGUGGGGCAUUUAACAGAAGAGGCCCGUAACUAGACGCAGCGCUAUUAGUUAAUUCGAGUGAUAAGAGAUUUAAGUCGUAAAAGUGAUCCAUGUACUCAUUGAACUUGGAUUUCAUUUCUGUCUUCCUUACUCCAUUGUAUUUUAA